Molecule: messenger RNA, 1611 nt
Organism: Vanessa atalanta (red admiral)
Lineage: Eukaryota; Metazoa; Arthropoda; Insecta; Lepidoptera; Nymphalidae
Product: putative inorganic phosphate cotransporter
Exons: 11
Coding region: 90-1535 (481 amino acids)
Biological process (GO): transmembrane transport; monoatomic anion transport
Cellular component (GO): plasma membrane
Molecular function (GO): transmembrane transporter activity
Source: RefSeq, a predicted model, not a curated record
AUUCGGUUAGAAGCAUCGGCUGUGCAUAGAAAACAAAAAAAAAAGUAAAAAUAAAUGUUUAUUAGAAAAAUUUAAAUAUAUUCUUCAAAAUGAAGAUUUCUUCGAAAGAUACUGAAAAAAGUUAUGGAUAUGGAGUUCGCCACAUUCAGAUGUUAUGUAUGUGUCUCAACAUGAUCGCGUUAUUCAUCGCCCGCGGCAGCUUGGGGGUAGCUGUACUUGCCAUGACGGAUACGGGGAAACGGAAUAACCCAAACAUAACUGUAUAUGAGUGGGAUAAGAAGAUCCAGGGUUUAAUAUUAUCUUCAUUUUUCUGGGGCUAUACUGUGAUGCAGAUUCCAGCUGGUCUCCUGUCGAAGAGAUACGGUGGAAAACCUAUUUUACUAUUUUCCUUGUUAGCCAAUGCUAUCAUUUGCGCUCUACUACCAACACUUGUACAUUAUGGCGGAUGGCAAAUAGUAUGCGUAUGUCGAGUACUGAUGGGUCUCACACAGGCUUGCCUUUUCCCUGCCAGUCACACGCUGCUUGGCAAAUGGCUGCCAGCACAAGAAAGGACUUCGUAUACUGGCAUAGUGUAUGGAGGUACACAAAUGGGCAUUAUAAUAGCUAUGCCAGUAUCAGGUGUUUUGGCAGAAACGAAAAUGGGUUGGAAGCUUAUUUUCUACACCGUGUCAUGUAUAAUGUUCGUGACUGCGGCGAUAUGGGCGUUCUUCUCAGCCAACAGUCCAAGAGACCAUCGUCUGAUGACGAAUGAGGAAAGAGAAUAUAUCGAGAGAGGGUUGAACGUUGCUAACUCCAAGGUUCUUAGUACGCCAUGGAAGAAAAUAUUUACAACGAAGGCUUUAUGGGCUAUAAUGUUGAGUCACUUUGGCUGUGCCAUCGGUUUCGUGCUCUUCUUCGUCGAUAUGCCCACUUACUUGGAGAGGGGCUUACAGAUAUCGUUGAAAAAUAGUGCAUCUUUGUCAGCGUUACCGUAUAUGGGCAUGUUGUUUGGGAACGUCGUAUCAACAUCUAUCUGUGAAAAAAUAUAUAACAAAGGAUAUUUGUCACUAAUAAAUUGCAGAAAGCUUUUCAAUUCAAUUGGUUUCAUUGGUAUGGCAGUUGGUCUGCUAGUGCUGUCGUUUAUCGGCCCAGAUAACAAGAAUAUAGCGAUCGUCACUUUGGUUGUAGCUCUCACUUUGAGUGGAUUCUGGUCUGCGGGUUUCAUGAUGGCCCAUUUGGACCUAUCACCCAACUAUGGUGGUGUUAUGCUCUCUUUAACAAACUUCGUGGCUAAUUUUGGGAGUAUCAUUACGCCUAUCGUCACAAGUUUGAUUCUACGGAAUGAUCCAACAGACGUAAGUCGUUGGCGCAUUGUAUUCAUCGUGACAGCCGUGGUGACCAUAAUUUCCAAUACUGGCUUCGUAUUGUUUGGGAGUUCAGAGCGGCAGGAGUGGGAUGACCCUGACUAUAUGGACAAAAGGAAAGCUGAUAUAGAGGAGAUGAUGCCAGCUUUAACACCUGUCAAGGAUGAAAAAGACUGUAAAGAAGAAAAAUGACUGCAAAUAAUUUAACUGAAUUGACAAGACUAUUUAGAAAUACGAUUUAUUUUAAUAAUAUAAGUUUUAAGCAUGU